Molecule: messenger RNA, 939 nt
Organism: Haliotis rufescens (red abalone)
Lineage: Eukaryota; Metazoa; Mollusca; Gastropoda; Lepetellida; Haliotidae
Product: vegetative cell wall protein gp1-like
Exons: 2
Coding region: 1-939 (312 amino acids)
Source: RefSeq, a predicted model, not a curated record
AUGUGCACCUCACUGCCAACCACCCCAAACCCUCCCACCAUCACCUCCCCGCACCCCACCCUCACCCCACAAACCAUCCCACCACCAGCCAACCACCCUAAACCCUACCACCAUCACCUCCCCGCACCCCACCCUCACCCCACAAACCAUCCCACCACCAGCCAACCACCCCAAACCCUCCCACCAUCACCUCCCCGCACCCCACCCUCACCCCACAAACCAUCCCACCACCAGCCAACCACCCUAAACCCUACCACCAUCACCUCCCCGCACCCCACCCUCACCCCACAAACCAUCCCACCACCAGCCAACCACCCUAAACCCUACCACCAUCACCUCCCCGCACCCCACCCUCACCCCACAAACCAUCCCACCACCAGCCAACCACCCCAAACCCUACCACCAUCACCUCCCCGCACCCCACCCUCACCCCACAAACCAUCCCACCACCAGCCAACCACCCCAAACCCUACCACCAUCACCUCCCCGCACCCCACCCUCACCCCACAAACCAUCCCACCACCAGCCAACCACCCUAAACCCUACCACCAUCACCUCCCCGCACCCCACCCUCACCCCACAAACCAUCCCACCAUCACCUCCCCGCACCCCACCCUCACCCCACAAACCAUCCCACCACCAGCCAACCACCCUAAACCCUACCACCAUCACCUCCCCGCACCCCACCCUCACCCCACAAACCAUCCCACCACCAGCCAACCACCCCAAACCCUCCCACCAUCACCUCCACGCACCCCACCCUCACCCCACAAACCAUCCCACCACCAGCCAACCACCCUAAACCCUACCACCAUCACCUCCCCGCACCCCACCCUCACCCCACAAACCAUCCCACCACCAGCCAACCACCCCAAACCCUACCACCAUCACCUCCCCGCACCCCACCCUCACCCCACAAACCAUCCCACCACCAGCUAA